Messenger RNA from Penicillium paradoxum, 963 nucleotides. RefSeq names its product RTA1 domain-containing protein. Lineage: Eukaryota; Fungi; Ascomycota; Eurotiomycetes; Eurotiales; Aspergillaceae. Gene Ontology annotation, cellular component: plasma membrane; fungal-type vacuole. The transcript is spliced from 3 exons. The record is from RefSeq and is a predicted model, not a curated record. Bases 1 to 963 code for a protein of 320 amino acids.
AUGAGCAAUUCAACAGACCCUUCCGACUACUGCACACUGGACAUCUGUCCAAUCACCGAGGCAUACGUCUACUACGUUCCCUCGCUGGCCGGAAAUGCCUUCUAUGCCGCUAUUUUUGCACUUAUGCUGGCAGCGCAGCUGGUGCUGGGCAUUCGAUAUAGAACUUGGGGCUAUCUAGCUGGUUUAUUCGGCGGCUUGGUGCUUGAGAUCAUUGGAUAUGCUGGACGCAUUCAGAUGCACUUCAAUCCGUUCCGAUUCGACCCAUUCCUUGAAUAUUUGAUUUGUCUUACCAUUGGGCCGGCCUUCAUCAGUGCCUCGAUCUAUAUUUGUCUCGGGCGGAUUGUGGUGAUCUACGGAGAGAGCAUCUCGCGCCUUCGUCCCCGGACUUACACAAUCGUCUUCAUUCUCUGUGAUCUGAUCUCUCUGCUCCUUCAGGCCGCAGGAGGGGCCAUUACCUCCAUCGCUGAUUCCGAUCAGUAUGAUCUAGCUCAGGCUGGAAUCAACAUCAUGAUCGCCGGUCUAGCGAGCCAAGUUGCUUCUCUCGCGAUCUUUAUGGCCCUAUGUCUGGAUUUUGCCUGGCAAGUCCGCAAGAAUCAGCACGAGCUCAGCCCAGAGCCACGGAUGAUUGAGCUUCGCAAUAGUGUGAGGUGGAAGGCGUUCAUUGCUGGUCUGGCUUUGGCAACAAUUACCAUCUUUGUCCGUUCGGUAUUCCGAGUUGCAGAGCUAAAGAGUGGCUUCCACGGCUCCUUGGCAAACAACGAGGUUCUGUUCAUGAUUCUAGAGGGAGCUAUGCUUGUGAUCGCGAUUCUGUGUUUGACGGUCCUGCACCCGGGCGUGUGUUUCAAUGGUCAAUGGGAUAGCACCAAGUGGUCCUUUCGCAAAUCGCGAGACAGCGAAAUGAAUCUGAUAUCUGUGGAUCCUGGACAGAAGAUGUCGAGGCUGAGUGAUUCUGCUUUGAGCUGA